Messenger RNA from Moneuplotes crassus, 638 nucleotides. NCBI's taxonomy places the organism in Eukaryota, Ciliophora, Spirotrichea, Euplotida, Euplotidae. The record is from the annotation of a GenBank genome assembly.
CAUGAGAGGGCUAGAAGCGGGCAAGGUGCUAGAGAGGGGCUGGGAACGGGGUAAGGGAGAGAAGAGGGAUUGGGGGUUCUGGGAGGGGAGAUAGGGGAAAUUGGAAAGAGAGGGUGUGGUAUCAAUGUUUUAGGCCAGCUUAUUGUUCCUUCCUGCAUUCUUUCGGUUAAGUUCAAUGAUUGGCAAUCGAUGAGAAGUCUGCAGUUUGGAAUAAUUAGACACUUGAGAAAUACUAAGAACAAAAAUUUCCUCUUAAUAAGCUAUUUCAUCCAGCUUUAGGUUCAUUUUCAAGUCUUGACUUCUUGGAGAUAAAGCAUAAAAACUUGUUCGUUAUUAACAACAAGUUAUAAAUGAAUCGAACUGUCAAGCAAUUGAACCAAAAGAAGAGGAAAUUCAGGUCUGAAAUCAACCCUGAACCAGUUUAUAAUUUUUGGAUAUCAUCUCCCUUUAUCAUUAAAAUACCUCUCAAGUUAGGACGAGAGGAAUAAAAACUUUCCAAUUUUUAAAUGAGGAUUAAUUUUUCUUAAAGGAAUCCUAAUUUGAUCAGGAUUUUGGGAAGAAUUUCUAAAUCUAGCCUUAUCUCUAUCUUCCGGGCUUAACCUAUCGGCUUAUAUCCACACCUGGUCUAGAGAUGUUAU